Dissoconium aciculare CBS 342.82 is the source of this 1680-nucleotide messenger RNA. RefSeq names its product G-protein alpha subunit. The transcript has 5 exons. The record is from RefSeq and is a predicted model, not a curated record. Gene Ontology annotation, molecular function: GTP binding; G protein-coupled receptor binding; GTPase activity. NCBI's taxonomy places the organism in Eukaryota, Fungi, Ascomycota, Dothideomycetes, Mycosphaerellales, Dissoconiaceae. Gene Ontology annotation, cellular component: heterotrimeric G-protein complex. The coding region runs from base 195 to 1322 and encodes 375 amino acids. Gene Ontology annotation, biological process: adenylate cyclase-activating G protein-coupled receptor signaling pathway.
ACUAGCAAAGCUAGGACACUGCACUUGCGCCGGACUUAGGCAAACCCGCUGACGCUGGCGGAGCUCUCUCGCCAAUUGCGCUCCUCGAAAGUAGGGUGCAUUUUGGAGCUCCUCUGGGCUGAGCGCGGAGCUCGGAUUGGCAGCGCAACUCGUCCAUCUUUCCUACGGAACGAGACGUCUCAAUUCGAUCGAAGAUGGGGGGCUGCGUAAGCAGCACUGCGCCUGGGGAGGAGCCGAGUUCAAAGAAGAGGAGUCAGAUGAUCGAUCGGAGUUUGGAAGAGGACCAAAAGAAGCUACGGCGAGAACACAAGCUAUUACUGCUUGGUUCGGGAGAGAGCGGCAAGAGUACAAUAGUGAAGCAGAUGAAAAUCAUUCACCAAAAUGGCUAUUCAGAACACGAGUUACAACUUUGGCGGCAAACCGUGUUCAAGAAUAUCGUCGAUUCUGCAAAGGCACUGGUUGGCGCGUUACGACAAUUUGACGUGGAGGUGACAGACGAGAAGAACCGGGUACACUGUGACUACAUCAUGGAAGCGACCGUCGAUCCGGACCCGCAGCAAUCCUUGGACCCACAAUUGGGUGAAGCGAUCAGGAGCUUGUGGAAGGACGCCAGCAUACCAAAAGUCAUGGAGCAUCAGAAUGAGUUUUAUCUGAUGGAUUCGGCAUCAUAUUUCUUCGACGAGAUCACGAGAAUAGCAGGAUCAGAUUAUAGCCCGACGGAAGCCGACGUGCUACAUGCUCGAGUCAAGACAACGGGCAUUUACGACACACGGUUCCAGAUGGGCCAACUAAGUAUUCAGUAUGUUCAGUGCAAAGCAUAUGAUCCUGAAAUUGUUACUGACGUCCUUUUCAGUAUGUUCGACGUCGGCGGCCAGAGGAGCGAGCGGAAGAAGUGGAUCCACUGCUUCGAGGACGUUACCUCGAUAAUAUUUUGUGUCGCAUUGAGCGAAUAUGAUCAGGUCCUCCUGGAAGAGAGCAGCCAGAACCGCAUGCUGGAGUCACUCGUUCUUUUCGACUCCGUCGUCAACUCGAGGUGGUUCAUGCGCACAUCGAUUAUCCUAUUUCUGAACAAGGUCGACCUGUUCCACGCAAAACUUCCCAAAUCUCCCCUGGCGAAUUAUUUCCCGGAUUACACUGGCGGAAACGACGUUAAUCGCGCAGCCAAAUACCUACUCUGGAGAUUCAAUCAAGUCAAUCGGGCACACCUCAAUCUCUAUCCACAUCUUACGCAAGCUACCGAUACCAACAACAUUCGCUUGGUAUUCACUGCCGUCAAGGAGACUAUCCUACAAAAUGCGCUCAAGGACUCUGGUGUCUUAUGAGACUAGCGUCGGACUGUGAAUUGACCUUGUUGACAAUUCCGUCGAUUAAAGAAUGUCGACCAACAUCUAGGACUCAAACCAAGCUCAAGAAACGCCGAUUCAAGCCCGACAAGUUCGCAAAUUUGACUUAAAGGGACGUGGGUCGCCUCGUCACCACACUAGCAUACAGCUGCGCUUCCGCAGAAGUGGGUCCUACUGGACCGAAGAACUCGUCGCCAUGCUCGAAUCCAUACCACGAUGGUGAUUUGUCAGCCUGGCCCCUGUCGCCUGCUGAGGCCACACAAGUAUAGCGCCGGGACACCGCGACGUAGCACCAUCGAUGUCUGCAGUCGUUUUGAGUGAGCAAUCAUUCGCGCAU